UGGAACCGAUGUUUCAUCUUUGCAAAAUCACCUUUCUACUCAUCAAACUACAAUAUCUGCAAGAGGUCGUCAAACUACUCGUCGAACUGCUGCUUCUAAUAAUGGUGAAAAAGAAAAACGUGAUGAAAAGUUAAUCACUUGGAUCGUGAUGGAUUUACAACCUUUUACAGUGGUUGAGGAGGAGAGUUUUAAAAUGCUUAUUCGCUGUCUUAAUUCUAGUUAUACUAUGCCUACAGGCCAAGCAAUAAAAGAUUGGAUUUUCAAUGAAUUUAAAAAUCGUCGCGCUAAAAUUAUUACUGAAAUCGCCCAAAUUCCUGGAAAAUUUUCUCUUAGCGCUGAAACUUGGUCAUCUUCUGAUUGUGAAGAUUAUAUGGCCGAAAGUGCUCGUGAUGCUGUGCAAGGGAUUUUAGACCAAUAUAUUAAUCCACAAACUUUUGUCAACAGUGAUGAAAAUGAGAUUCAAGCCAUACAAUGA
Messenger RNA from Racocetra fulgida, 475 nucleotides. The record is from the annotation of a GenBank genome assembly. NCBI's taxonomy places the organism in Eukaryota, Fungi, Glomeromycota, Glomeromycetes, Diversisporales, Gigasporaceae.